UACGUACGUGCUGCACAUGCGAACCACACCUAUCUAUCUGCAGCCCAUGAUCAUGGUCGAGAUGCUCACAUGGCGCAAGCAAUCGAGCUAUAUCGAAGCCACAUGGAAGUAAUCGAGUAACAGUCCCUUGGAGGUUUCAAACUCCUUUCUCCCUCCGGUUGUUCGUGCCAGAAAGCAUCGAGGAUCAGAAUAAGGAAUCUGCGAAAAUGCUGGUUGUAUAAAUAGCAGAGCCGGACAAGAUGGAAAGAAAGCAACACAACAACUGAACACAGAGAACAAGGACAAGAGCUAGCGAAGCUCAAGUCAAGCUUAGGAAGAUGGGCUUGCUCCUGCUUCUUCAGUUCCUCCUUGUCGCCGCGGCGGCGAGGGCUCCGGCGGCCCAGGCGUGGGGCAAGGAGGGACACUACAUGACCUGCAAGAUCGCCGAUAGUUUCCUGACGGAGGCGGCGGCGACGGCGGUGAAGGAGCUGCUGCCGGGGUGGGCCAAGGGGGAGCUGGCGGAGGUGUGCUCGUGGGCGGACACCCAGCGCUUCCGGUACCGCUGGUCCAGCCCGCUGCACUUCGCCGACACACCCGGUGACUGCAAGUUCAACUACGCCAGGGACUGCCACAACACGAAAGGGGAGAAGGACAUGUGCGUGGUCGGGGCGAUCAACAACUACACGGCCGCGCUCAAGGACUCUGAAAGCACAUUUGAUCCGACGGAGAGCCUGAUGUUCCUGGCGCACUUCGUGGGCGACGUCCACCAGCCGCUCCACUGCGGCCACGUCGCCGACCUCGGCGGCAACACCAUCAUCGUCCACUGGUACAGACGGAAGAGCAACCUGCACCACGUCUGGGAUGUCAACGUCAUCGAGACGGCCAUGAAGGACUUCUACAACGACGACCAAAGCACCAUGAUCGACGCCAUCCAGCGCAACAUCACUGACGAGUGGUCCAGUGAAGAGAAGCAGUGGGAGACUUGCCGGAGCCGAACAAAGACCUGCGCCGACAAGUACGCCCAGGAGAGCGCGGCGCUGGCCUGCGGCGCAUACGAGGGCGUGGAGCAAGGUGACACCUUAGGAGAUGACUAUUUCUUCUCGGCGCUGCCCGUUGUUCAGAAGAGGAUUGCCCAGGGAGGCGUGAGGCUGGCUGCGAUUCUAAACAGUAUAUUCAGUGGGAACAGCAGGCUGCAGAGCAUCUGAAAAUCCGAUAGGAAUUACGCAAGAGAGGAAAGAAUUGACCUGUAUUGUGAAUUAGAGAAUUAGUUCAUCCUGUUUGACUGGUAACUUUCACUAAAUCAUGAUUUCAUGAUUAGAUGUACUCCUUAUUUUACAUUCAUCAAAGCGGCUUAACUGCUGCAGUAAAUCAUGAUGCCUGUAUGUACGUAAAAGAUGAUAUAUUCAUAUACUCCAUCAUUGUACCA
Messenger RNA from Brachypodium distachyon (stiff brome), 1405 nucleotides. Its product is annotated as endonuclease 2. The record is from RefSeq and is a predicted model, not a curated record. Bases 318 to 1184 code for a protein of 288 amino acids. Lineage: Eukaryota; Viridiplantae; Streptophyta; Magnoliopsida; Poales; Poaceae. Gene Ontology annotation, molecular function: nucleic acid binding; endonuclease activity. The transcript is spliced from 7 exons. Gene Ontology annotation, biological process: DNA catabolic process.